Molecule: messenger RNA, 1749 nt
Organism: Glarea lozoyensis ATCC 20868
Lineage: Eukaryota; Fungi; Ascomycota; Leotiomycetes; Helotiales; Helotiaceae
Product: purine permease, putative
Exons: 4
Coding region: 1-1749 (582 amino acids)
Biological process (GO): transmembrane transport; xanthine transport
Cellular component (GO): membrane; fungal-type vacuole
Molecular function (GO): xanthine transmembrane transporter activity
Source: RefSeq, a predicted model, not a curated record
AUGAAUUCUUCCGCUAGCGAUGAAAAGCUCGGGCAAGAGCAGAUUAUUGCUCAAUAUGCUCCUUCUUUUGAGGAGAGCGGCCAGCAAUUGAAGCAAAACAAGUGGCAACACUUGAAACACUAUUUUACAAGUCGGGAAGGAUGGAUUGGUGACUAUGACUACGUCUAUCUGAUCACCCCAAAUAUCUGGCCUCUCAAUCGCAAAUACAAAGACUAUGUCGCUCCUUUCUAUGGCCUCAAUGAUGAAAUCCCGAUUCUUCUUACGAUACUUCUCGGUCUCCAACAUGCCCUUACAAUGAUCGGUUCCAUCGUGUCACCUCCUCUCGCAAUCGCAGGUGGCGCUUUCAACUUCGAUCCGACUAUCACACAAUACCUCGUUUCUGCCGCUUUCAUCACGACUGGAAUCUCAACAGCCCUCCAAGUUACCCGAGUACACAUUGCCAAAACCCCCUUCUACAUUGGAACCGGGCUUCUCUCUGUUGUCGGACCUACCUUCGACAUCAUUCCCAUCGCCAUAAAUUACACAUCCAUGCGCUACAAAAAUGGCACCUGUCCGACUGCAGACGAUGGAACCCAACUGCCAUGUCCCGACGCCUGGGGUGCAAUUCUAGGAAGCAUGCUCUGCACUGUGUGGAUCCAAAUCGGGAUGUCCCUUGUCCCACCCAAGAAGCUUAACAAAAUCUUCCCCAAGACAGUAACCGGCAGUCUACUCCUUCUCGUCGGUGUCUACCUUAUCAAUAGUGGCAUGCAAAACUGGGGUGGGAGUUCAAAUUGUAACGGCGGCUCUGGCUUCUAUGAACUUUGCCCUAGUAUCUCGGCUCCUAAACCACUUCCUUGGGGCGAUCCAAAACUUAUUGGCCUCGGUUUCAGUGUUUUCAUAACCGUAAUUUUUGUCGAACAAUUUGGCUCCCCGCUUAUGAAAUCUGCGUCUGUAGUUCUAGGCCUCGCCAUGGGCUGUAUCAUCUCAGGUGCAACAGGCUACUGGUCCGUAACCAACAUCAACGCCGCCCCCGCCGUCACAUUCCUCUGGGUUCACACCUUCAAACUCUCAGUUGACGGCGCCCUCAUCCUCCCCUUUCUCAUAAUGUUCAUCUGCGAAGCUGUCUCUUGCAUGCCCGACAUCCUCGCCACAGCUGAAAUCUCCUCCGUCGACAUCGAAGGCACCCAAUUCAACUCACGCAUCCAGGGCGGUAUUCUCUGCGAUGGUCUCGGCUCCCUUCUGUCUGCCUUCGGCACUGGACUGCCCAUGGUCUCUCAAGCUGGAAAUAAUGGCGUCAUCUCCCUUACCGGCUGCGCUUCUCGACGCGCCGGAUGGUGCGCCUCCGCCUUCUUGAUACUUAUGGGAAUCUUCGGCAAAUUUGGUGCCGUAUUUGGAUCUAUGCCUCCGUCUGUCUUAGGAGGAAUGCAAGUAUUCCUAUACAGCACCAUCGCCGUCGCCGGUAUCCGUGUCCUCGGACUCAUCGAGUGGAACCGCCGUAAUCGUUUCGUUCUCACAGCGAGUUUGGGCGUCGGAUUUAUGGAUAUCGUGCAGCCAGCGUGGUUCUCCUCGGUUCUGGAUUAUCAGGGCGAUAAUGUUAGGUUGCAAGGUUUUGAGCAGGGUAUCAAUUUGAUUGUGCAGACACCGUUUAUUGUUGGAGCUGUUGUUGGGGUGUUCUUGAAUUUGGUGCUUCCUAGGGAGGCGGGAGGGAAGGGGGAUGGGAGGGGGAGGGAUGGAGGUGGUGGGAGGGUUAUUGAGGGGAGAGUUGAGUAA